Messenger RNA from Necator americanus (New World hookworm), 807 nucleotides. RefSeq lists its product as uncharacterized. The record is from RefSeq and is a predicted model, not a curated record. NCBI's taxonomy places the organism in Eukaryota, Metazoa, Nematoda, Chromadorea, Rhabditida, Ancylostomatidae. The transcript has a single exon. The coding region runs from base 1 to 807 and encodes 268 amino acids.
AUGACCAUGAUGAGAGCGAACCGAGCACUUCACAAUCAGGGUUGCCAAAUUCAGUCGAUUCGGAACAGAAUCAAACAGAACAUUUCCGUUAUCGAUCGAUUAAACCUCCCCAAGCAUCUCUACCGAGAUGCUAAAGAGUUCGCCGAAUACUGGGCAAUUUUUGAGACACUAGUUCACAAAACCAAGGAGCUAGAUGUUAUGGAGAAAAUCUUGCUACUUAAGGAAAACUUGAGAGUCAGAGCUCAGACUGCCAAAAAAGACAUAAAACUAAUUCCAGAAAACUACAACUGGAUCAUAAAAACAUUGCAGGAAACAUACUGCAAUAAAAGUAUAAACAGGUCUCAAAUAAUGCAAAAACUGGUUAAUAUGAGGCCAGCUAACAGCUCAGCAGAUAAUAGUUCAGUUGUUUUCGAUCAAAUUCACGUCUUGGUCAACCAAAUGAUAACAGCAGGUUAUGAUGUGCAAAAUACCUGUGACCCCAUAUGGUGCGAAGCCGUCAUAGCAAAGUUCCCAUCGGACAUCAUACAACCUGUUUUGAUAUCUGGUCAAGCAUUCGAGCAACAAACAAUCGAAGACCUUUUGGCGCAGAUAAAGAAAGAAGUUGCCGCAAAAAGUUAUAUCGAAAACAGAUUGGGUCGCUCAAUAAACAAUAAAGUGAGUACUCCAAAAGCAAAGUACAUCAGCCAGCAACCUCUAGCCAAUGAGUGGUGCUUGUUUUGCCACAAAGGUCAUCAUCCAAUGUUGUGCAGAACAGUGACUGAACAGAACAGUCGGCGCAAAAUAAUAGAAGAUGAUAACAGAUGCUAG